AGAUAAAAUGGAUAGUGUCAUGGCGUUGAGGCAGUAUUCCUAGGAAAGCGCCUGAAGCAAUUUAUCGAAGUUAGACGUUAGAUAAGAUAAGAUUAGAGAAAGUGACAUACAAUAACAGUAUACUUUAUAAUUAUCUAACAAUUAUCAAAUCUUGUCAACUCAAUGCUAUAAGUUGAGAAUCCCAGGCACGCCAUAAACAAGCAAUAUGGUCGACUAUAGUGAGUGGCGCCUAUUGACAAGACGCGUGUUUAUAAGUUAAAUUGAAGAUUACGUAUUGAUGAAACGGUAAUCAGUUAAAAAAUCGCACGAUGGCACAAGCAAAACUCAAUGUACCGGAGAAAUCCGGUGGUACUCUUAAAGAAAAGGACAAAGAUACUGAAGAAAAAGAAGGUUGUACUACUGUGCCAGAAUGUGCAGUAUGUUUACAGCCUUGUAUUCACCCAGCAAGAUUACCCUGUAGUCACAUAUAUUGCUACUUGUGUGUAAAGGGUGUUGCGAAUCAAAGUAAACGUUGUCCAAUGUGCCGUCAAGAGAUUCCACCAGAUUUCCUUGAGAGACCUCAAUUGGUAGAAGUUGAAGAGACACAAAAAGAGUCAGAACAUUCAGAAGAAGAGUACCAGUGGUUUUAUGAAGGUCGAAAUGGUUGGUGGCAAUACGACGAACGAACGAGUAUCGAAUUAGAAACGGCAUAUAAGCAAGGCAGAAGAAAUUGCGAGCUGCUAAUUGCAGGAUUUCUUUACAUCGCCGAUUUCGGCUCUAUGCUACAGUUACGCAGAAACGAUCCUUCUAGACGAAGAAGAAUCAAAAGAGAUCUGUAUAAUGUUCCAAGGAAAGGAGUUGCCGGGUUACGGCUUAACGUGCAAGACGAGGAGAUUGUAAGAGAAAUAAGAGGCGCGGAACGUCCAGCUAGUCCCGCGAGCGAUAGUAUGGGUACAGGAGAUGGAACAAAUACCCCGAUACCACCUAGCAAUACACCGCAGACACCUGCAGGUGGGACAGCGAGCGGCGACGCAACACCUCUGAACGACAGGAUAGAUCAGAGAUCGGAAUCCUUGCAUCAAGUUCUGGAACAAAUGCGCUCACUUGUUUUAAGAGAGCAUUUAUCUCUGAGCAGUGAUAACGAAGAAGAUACGGAGGAUGUAGCGAUUCCGGAUCACGCCGCUCUCUCAUAGCUACAAACGUUAAAAGCAUAUUCGUCACAGACAAUGAUAAUCGUGUUUAAGAAUCUCCGUCUUGUUCUCAAACUCUUCAUCGUGAUGUUACAAGCGUUCGACUCAACAAGAUAGUAUACUACACACAUAUACGCGAUAUUACGUUUGCUAUGGACGCGACAAUGUACAAACUUUAUUGAUCUAGCGUACAGCAUUGCUCAACUAUAAGACGUACGAGAAUUCAUGUACAAUUAAGUCUUUCAACUUGAAUCGUUAUUUUUAUUCAAUAAGUAAGUAAUCCUUCCUUUUUCUGCUUUUAAAAGUCUCUAAUUAUAUUUGAUUUUUGAUAAGAGAUUAAUAUCGUUGUGAUAAUGUGUAGUGAAUGAGCGUUCCCUUGAUGAUUGGCAAAAGUAAAUCUACAUAUAAUUUACCUUAUAAUUUAUUAUAUAUAUAUAUAUAUAUAUAUAUAUAUAUAUAUAUAUAUAUAUAUAUAAUUAUUUGUUUUUAUGGAGAAUAAUUAAUGUACUUAAAACUUCGACUUAUUUUGAGAGUUAUUACGUUAUAUACGUAAUGAGAAAAAAAAUAGUGUAAAAUAAGAUUGGAGUACUACAGUCGUUCAGACACAUUAAAGUUUCUAAUAAAAAUGUGUUCAUGCCAUAAAGGCGCGUAGAGAAAAGUAUAACGAAAAAACGAAAACAUUUAUUCUUAUGACAAGAUUGAGUGCAAUACACAAUAAUCAGUGAUUACUGGCUUUAAGUGAACUCUGUAAUUCUCGAUGUUCAGAACUCUGGAGUUAUCUUCGUCUUUCUUGUAUUGCACAUAAAAAUAAAAGAAACGUCGUCGACAA
Molecule: messenger RNA, 1998 nt
Organism: Odontomachus brunneus
Lineage: Eukaryota; Metazoa; Arthropoda; Insecta; Hymenoptera; Formicidae
Gene: Rnf146
Product: E3 ubiquitin-protein ligase RNF146
Exons: 5
Coding region: 309-1172 (287 amino acids)
Biological process (GO): ubiquitin-dependent protein catabolic process; Wnt signaling pathway
Cellular component (GO): nucleus; cytoplasm
Molecular function (GO): zinc ion binding; ubiquitin protein ligase activity; poly-ADP-D-ribose binding
Source: RefSeq, a predicted model, not a curated record